AUGUUCAUUGAAACAGUACAGAAGGAAAGACUGCAGAUUUCUCCGUGCCAAAAGGACAUAGGCAGCGCGAUUCUAGCCAAGCUGCAGUGGCAGGUUCCAGGGAAACAGCUGGAGGGAACUGGCGUCAGUCUUUUUCCGCUGUGUGUGGAGGCUAUUGACGAUGUAGAAAUACACGAAGGAGUGCUGUAUCCGUUAGUAACGUACAGACUCAUCAUAUACCAGGCUUUUCCAGGGGAGGUCCUUACGUGCACUGUUGAAAAACAAGACGCCUCGGGCAUUCUUCUCAACCAUCCCCUUCUUCCUUCGGUUUUUGUUCCAGCUGCGCAGCUGCCUCCCUCCUCGGAGCUCACAGCUGUUUCUGGGCGCAUGGGAACAACUGUGGACAUAUGGGGGUGGAAGUACAACGAGUGCAUCUUAUACAUCCGCAUGGGCGAGGUGUGUAAAGUGGCAAUUGUCAGCACAGCAGGCUCCUCGAUAUAUGCAUCUAUGGAUGGCCCCGGGCUUGGGCCUAUCUCUUGGUGGUAA
Molecule: messenger RNA, 525 nt
Organism: Nematocida minor
Lineage: Eukaryota; Fungi; Microsporidia
Product: DNA-directed RNA polymerase III subunit RPC8
Exons: 1
Coding region: 1-525 (174 amino acids)
Source: RefSeq, a predicted model, not a curated record